This is a messenger RNA of Ichthyophthirius multifiliis, 1128 nucleotides long. RefSeq lists its product as hypothetical. The transcript is spliced from 8 exons. The record is from RefSeq and is a predicted model, not a curated record. Lineage: Eukaryota; Ciliophora; Oligohymenophorea; Hymenostomatida. Gene Ontology annotation, biological process: chloride transmembrane transport. Gene Ontology annotation, molecular function: chloride channel activity.
AUAUUAUAAGAAGAAGGAACUUUAAUAUAUUUUCUAACAGGAAUGUUCUUUGGAGUAUAUAAAAUAGUUUGGGGAUCUAGAGUUUUAUAUUUGUGGAGACGUGAAGAAAACAUAUUCGCAUCAAUAUUUGGAUAAAUGGAAUAAAAGAAAGAUUCAUCAGAUAAAAAAGUCGAUGAUGAAGAAAGACCAGGAUUCGAUGGUGUAUAUACAAGAUCUUUAAUAAAUGAUAAUCUAAAUAGUGUUUAAUAUCCAAAAAUUAAAAGAAUAAUAAAAAUGUUUUUUACAUUUACAGCUUGUUUUUUAAUACUUGGAUUAUAUUUCGCUGCUAUUAUAGGUCUUUUUUUUUUACAAGAUAUUUAGAUUAUUCAACUGAUUUUCCAAAAUGGUCUUAAGGAUUUUAAUUAUAACUUUGAAGAAUAUGAAACUAAUUAUAUAAUAAAGAAGUUCAUGUUUAGUUUUAUUUCAUUGACAGGACCUAUAUUUCUUAUUUCAUUUUUAAAUUAAUAAAUUGGAUUAUAAUGCUCUUUUUCUGGAAAUUGUUUUAAACAUGCAUAAUAUUAUUUUGACGAGGAAUUGAAUUAAAAUCCUUAUUCUAGAAUAAAUUAAUACAUAGAAUAUGAAUCUUUAAAGGAACCAUAUUCUGUAUCUGCUGAUAUAUAUGGAACCGUAAAUGAAUAUUAAGAAAUUUGUAUUUAAUUUUCUUUAUUGUCUAUUUUUGGAAUCGUAUUCCCUAUAGGAUUUAUAAUUGCAUUUAUUUGGAAUGUAAUGGAAUUACAAACUGAUAAAAGUAAACUUAUGAAAUAUAAAUAAAGACCAAUUCCUUUAAAAGAAUUCUCUUUAGGUAGUUGGAUGAAUGUAUUAGAACUUUGUUCUUAUCUUUCUAUUAUGUCAAAUAGUGGCUUAAUUACUUAUUUAUCUUUAGUUAUUGGUAUUUUAUUUUUAAAAAAAAAUUAUUUUUAUUUAUAUUUUUAGAGGAUGAUCUUCCACUUUCAGCUUUAUCAACUUUUCUAAUUUUAAUUAUAUUUAAUUUUGUUAUUAAAUUUUUUUAAACUGCUGGUAUUUUUUAUUAAUUUAUAAGUUUUUUUUUUUUAAUAUCUUUUUUUUUUUUUUAACUUAAGUUUUUGGUGA